AUGGAAGAACUUACAGUGGAACGGGAUGAAAAACACAGUACUGCAGAAUCAUCGAGCGCAGUUCAAUCCGAUCAACAGAACGACCUUAUCUCAGAGCAGUCCGACGUCCUUAUGACUGCGAAAGGUGUCACUACGCCAACGCUCAUCUACAAGAAAGAGUACGCGGAAACGCGGAUACAAAAAAGUGUCAAAAAUAAACACGUGCCUCCCGUCUGUCAGGAUGGGGAAGAAGUAGGAAGGGUUCGAAGAAUAUGCAAGUGGUUUGAAAAGCGCAUUGCUGGAGACGGAGGUCAUGUGGGCAGGGUACGAAGUAUAUCUAAAUGGUUUGAAAAGAAACACCGCCGUGAAUACAGUGAGGGUCGUUCCUUCAGUCAAACUAGGAAAAUAUAUGACAGAAAAGGAACAUGUGCGGGAUGA
This is a messenger RNA of Cooperia oncophora, 417 nucleotides long. The record is from the annotation of a GenBank genome assembly. Lineage: Eukaryota; Metazoa; Nematoda; Chromadorea; Rhabditida; Trichostrongylidae.